Messenger RNA from Zingiber officinale, 1004 nucleotides. RefSeq names its product aquaporin NIP1-3-like. The record is from RefSeq and is a predicted model, not a curated record. Gene Ontology annotation, cellular component: membrane. Gene Ontology annotation, biological process: transmembrane transport. Bases 32 to 850 code for a protein of 272 amino acids. Gene Ontology annotation, molecular function: channel activity. The transcript has 5 exons. NCBI's taxonomy places the organism in Eukaryota, Viridiplantae, Streptophyta, Magnoliopsida, Zingiberales, Zingiberaceae.
UGGAUCAGAUCACCUCCCAUUCCUCUCGUGUAUGACCUCGCAGAUGAUUGAUUCCGUGGACGAAGCAACAAGCUCCAUGGAAGAAGGAGCCGCUCGAGCGGAGAGCAACGCCGAAGAACAGCGUGAAACUCCUUCGAGUUCUUCGGACAAAGAUCGCUCCUGCUCUGUUCUUUUCUACCAAAAGGUCCUCGCCGAGAUCUUUGGCACCUACUUCUUAAUCUUCGCCGGCUGCGCCUCCGUUGUCGUGAACCUGACCACCAAAGGCGUCGUCACCUUCCCGGGCAUCUGCGUCGUUUGGGGCCUCGCCGUCACCGCCUUGGUCUACUCCCUCGGCCACGUAUCCGGCGCCCACUUCAACCCCGCCGUCACCGUCGCCUUCGCCGCCUCCGGCCGCUUCCCCUGGAAACAUGUGCCUGCUUACCUCUCGGCUCAGGUGUUGGCGUCGACUUUGGCGAGCGGCACGCUGAAGCUCCUGUUCGGCGGGAACAAGCGCGAGCUCUUCUACGGCACCGUCCCGGCCGGCUCCGACCUGCAGUCUCUGGUUCUCGAGUUCAUCAUCUCAUUCGCCCUCAUGUUCGUCAUCUCCGGCGUCGCCACGGAUCACAGAGCAAUCGGAGGCUUUUCCGGGAUCGUGGUCGGAGCAACCGUCUUGUUGAACGUGCUCAUCGCAGGGCCGACGUCGGGGGCGUCGAUGAAUCCGGCGAGGACCCUCGGGCCGGCGAUCGUGUUGGACCAAUGGAGGGGGAUUUGGGUGUACAUUCUGGGGCCGACCGCCGGCACGGUCGCAGGAGCGGCGGCUUACAAUCUCCUUCGCGUCGGCGACAAGCCCGUCCGGGAGAUCAACACGUAAAACAUAUAGACGUCGAUUUCCAUGAUGCAAAGUUCCAUGAUUUCAACUGUGAAAUUAUAGAUAGAAGGAAAAACUUUUCUUAAACUUUCUCGUUCCUUGAAAGAAAAUAUUGCAGAUUUUACUGAUAAUAAUAAACCUUUCGAAUUCACAUUUU